Molecule: messenger RNA, 816 nt
Organism: Microthlaspi erraticum
Lineage: Eukaryota; Viridiplantae; Streptophyta; Magnoliopsida; Brassicales; Brassicaceae
Source: the annotation of a GenBank genome assembly
AUGCUUGAUUGGGGAGUUCAAGGCCAUCAACAAAACCAUGAUCAUGAUCAUGAUCCUUAUCAGCAACAACAGCAACAACAAGGAUGUAGAAAGGGACCGUGGACACCUGAAGAAGAUAAGCUUCUCGCCGAAUACAUUACUUCGAGUGGUGAAGGAAGAUGGAGCUCUGUUGCUAAGUGUGCAGGGUUGAAUAGAAGUGGAAAAAGCUGUAGACUAAGGUGGGUGAACUACUUGAGGCCAGGGCUUAAGAGAGGACAAAUCACUCCUCAAGAAGAAGGAAUCAUCCUUGAACUUCAUUCCCUUUGGGGUAACAAGUGGUCUACAAUCGCAAGAUAUUUACCAGGGCGAACAGAUAAUGAAAUCAAGAACUACUGGAGAACCCAUUACAAGAAAAAAGAUAAAUCUUUUUCGAGGCAAGACAAAGUCAAACGAUGCCGGAAACAACCACUAGAUCUGAAACCGCAACCGCAGAAUCAACCGUCUCAGCUAAUGUCUCAAGACCACAUGAAUCUUGACAACGAACAAAAGAUAGCUUCCUCUUUCUCUUACCCGACUAGUCUCUUCAGUGACCAAUUUCAUAUGCCUCAAAGUGUUGCAGCAACCUCAUCCGACCACUCCAUGAUCGACGACGGUAACUUGUGGGGAAGCUUGUGGAGUCUAGACGACGAUGGUCCACACGGUUUCGGUGGUGGCUCGGAACAGAGAACAGCUGCCGAUAUUGCUGAGAAGUUUAACGGUGGGGGAAUUGAGGCUCCAUCGUGUGGAUCAGGGGAUUAUAGUUAUAAUGGCUUUUACACGGGAGGCUAUAUUUUUUAA